Carya illinoinensis is the source of this 750-nucleotide messenger RNA. RefSeq names its product mavicyanin-like. Gene Ontology annotation, molecular function: electron transfer activity. Lineage: Eukaryota; Viridiplantae; Streptophyta; Magnoliopsida; Fagales; Juglandaceae. Bases 194 to 622 code for a protein of 142 amino acids. The transcript is spliced from 2 exons. The record is from RefSeq and is a predicted model, not a curated record. Gene Ontology annotation, cellular component: plasma membrane.
GGAAGUCAUUCACAAGAAACCUGUGCGAAACUACCUAGUACUUCUUCUUCAACUCAAUCGAGCCUGGUCGUCGAUCGUGUCUUCCCAGCAGCUUCCCCGUCAAGGCCGCGUCUAAAUCUGUCCAAAUAUUCCCACCAAAGGCAUAGAACAUAUAUAGAUAUUGAAAUUGUGGAAGAGAGAGAGAGAGAUCAGAAUGGUGAAGUUUACGAGUGUCGUGUUUGUUUUCGGUACUGUUGUUGCUGCGGUGCUUUUACAAUCAGCGGCAGCAAAGACAGUACACGUUGUGGGAGAUAGCAUGGGAUGGACGGUUCCAGUUGAUGCCUCUGCAUAUGAGAACUGGGCUGCCAGUAAGAAGUUCAUGGUUGGUGAUAUUCUGACGUUCAACUUCGUCACAGGGGCGCAUGGUGUGCUUCAAGUAUCAAAAGAAUCUUACGACUCUUGCAGCGCCUCAAACCCCAUUGGAGACCCAAUCACCACUGGUCCGAUCAACAUAACUCUCUCCAACUCUGGAAAUCAUUACUAUAUCUGCGACUUUAGCAUGCACUGUCAGUUCGGCCAAAAGUUAACCAUUACUGUCUUGAGCGCUCUUCUCUUUUGUGCUGUGCCAUCGUUUGCCGAGUGAUUGAAGUUUGUAUUAGAACUCUAUAUAUAAUGUAUGAAAACUUCUACUCAUCGUACUCACAUUAUAAAUAUGUAAUAUUUUUUUUUUCUUUUAUCAAAUAUGUAAUAUAUGAAUAAUGAAUUGAGAAA